GAGGGCAGACUGGCGGUCGUAGCGGUUCACCAUGAGCUAUCGAUCUUUCUCGGGAUAAAAAAGGACAAUCAAACGGAAGGAAAAACGAGACUUCUAUUCCUUUGCGCUCCGGACGCGCAGGUACACAGCCGAUCGUCUUGCGCUGCGCACUUACGCACAAAACAUGUGUGCGCACCAGCGUUCGGUCGGUGAACUUCACCACCUCUGCCAGAUCUUACAGUCACAGACAUCAGGAUAGCCUAUGAAAACGCGCUCAGUGCCGAAUCAACCGCGUGGCAGGAGAAUUUGGAUUGGAAAGCCAACAAGUGGAGAUCGGUAAUGUAGCCCCUUUGCUUGCGCGUGGAUAUUUUUUUUUGGCCGGGUCUGUUGGAGGAGAAGGGUGCCGCCACGGUAGUUUCCCCUCUCGGUGGCAUCUGGUCUGUCGGUGUAGAUUUGAAGCGAUCGAGCCGCAGCUGCUUGACGUUGCGCCCUCGGCGGCGCUGGAGCAGACAGAGCCGGGGACGCCGAGGAAUGCGGAUCCCAGAUUUAGUCUCUGUCAGCUCACCUGCGGAACUCUUCGCAGCUCACGCCAAACGGGUGAGCCCACGGAGCGACAUGCUGAGGCAGAUCCUCCUCAACUCCACCGACAGCCCGGACUUCGACCUGGUGCUCAUGGCCGGCUCCACCACGCACGCCCCCACCUCUCUGAACGCCUCCCACGGCGGCGGCUCGGUGAGCGUGGCCGCUCUCCUGAGACCCACCACGGGCAGAGGAGGCGGAGGGCUCCGGGAGGGCGAGCUCCACAAACCGGACCUCAUCACCUACAUAGUCAUGUGCCUGCUGCUUUUCCUCUUGGUGCUGCUCAUUGUGUUCUUCAUCAACUGCCAGCUCCGGAACUCUUUUUUCGCCUCCAUGCCAUAUGACAGGUCACUGAGGGAGGCUCGGACCUCCUACAAGUAGAAAAAGAAAAGAAAAGAAAAGAAAAGAAACUUGUGGGAUUCUGGGUGUUUAGUCAGAUUCCUGAAUCUGAACUACAGCUGCACACCUGGACACAUGAAGAUCUUGCCUUUAUCAGUUGUCUUGGACACAUGGGGACCUCAGUAUCCUGGAAUCUAGUAUAUGGAGUCUACAUUUUUAACUUAAGGUUCAUAGCUCAGAAAAUAUGGCAUUUUAGAAUAUUGUGGAUAGAUAUAAAGAAAAAAAUAUGACUUUGAUCACACGAGUGAGCUGAAAUGAGUGAAAUAAGCUGUUAUCUUGAGUCACCAUGUAGUUUGACAAUAGCUAAGAUGUGAAAUAAUUUAUCAUGUGCUAACAUUUUCAUUUCCAGGGCCUGUGAUCCAAAGUUAGAUUGAUCUGACACAAUUGCACAUUAAUUUGACCUAGCAUUUUCAGUUGAAUUCAAAACUGAUUUGACAGUGGUCCUGUGAAGGUGAAUCUGUCCUUUUUCUAUGAGAAAGUAUGUCAUUAUGUCAUCCUAGGGGUCUGCAGUAUUCUGUAUAUAGACUAAACUAUUUUGUAAGAUUGUAACUUAACUGUUCUGUCUUGUGAAGCUAAACAAUCAACACACAAUUCUCUCCAAAAUCAUCCAUUGUGAAAAUGAUUGAAUGACCUCUGGCACUUCUUCAGCUCCAUUAAAAUAUACAAAUAUAGCUGACUUUGAAGUGGCAGUCUUUUCGUCUGUGCACGUGUAAAUGACUAACGAUGCUGAGGACUAUGUUGCAGCUGUGCGUGCAAAAGGCCAACUGUUUAUCAUUUAGUACGUCAUUGGAGGCUCUUUUACGAGAGCCACAGGGCUGCCAUGUCUUAUCGUGCACUUUCACUUUUAAUUAACCUCUCUUCCAUAAUUUAUAGUGCCAAUAUGCCAGAGAAUGAAGACUUGAGGCUGAAGCAUGCCGAGUCCUGUACGAUAAACCAAAUUGUUGUCUGUUUCAGUGCCACUGGUGAUGCACAAAUCCUCUCCAAUCUUGUUGUUGGAAAACAUCUUUCACAUACCAAGGCAGAUAAACCAGUCCUAUCUCUGUAAUCCUGCGCCCGUGUAUGUAUGCGUGUUCCCAAGCGGGUGUGCACCAUCACUGGUUUUCGGACAAGAAGAAGCUGCAUUUUAAGCAGCUUUUGGACAUGACUUCACAAAGUUACCCAAUUCACUGAAAGUGAUGUCAGACAUUCUUCUGAGCAGAAUUCAUUCAAUAUCUUCUGGAUGCUCCAUCUUAGAGAUGUACAAUUUCACUGAGAUGAGCUAAAAAUGGUGAUUAUUUCUGGCUGUGGUGCAUAAUCAGGAUCUGUUGUGGAUGUUAGGAGCCUUGAAAUCAGACAUUAUGGGUGGCUGAGAUCUGUAUUUGCUAAAAGUUGGACACUA
Messenger RNA from Salarias fasciatus (jewelled blenny), 2335 nucleotides. RefSeq names its product small integral membrane protein 32 (gene smim32). Lineage: Eukaryota; Metazoa; Chordata; Actinopteri; Blenniiformes; Blenniidae. The record is from RefSeq and is a predicted model, not a curated record. The coding region runs from base 511 to 939 and encodes 142 amino acids. The transcript has 2 exons.